GGAAGGAUACUCGAGUUGGAACUGUUAACUGAUAGCUUAGGAGAUGAAUCUGGUCCAAGUAUAUAAUGAAGCUAAUAAAGUUAUUGGUGUUGGAGGUGGUGGGUCGAAUGGCAGUCAACCGGCAAUGAUAGAGAGUUCGAUGAAGGUGUUGGAGUUUUGGAUUGUCAAUCAAGAUGUGGCGGUAUGAAAUGUCGUCCCUGUAAAUUUCCCAAGGAAUCGUUUGGAAAUUGGUCAGGAGCUGACUAGGGUCUUGGAGCUGGGAGGUAACCCUGAAAUUGGAAUGAAUGCUGCCAAGAAGCAAAGAAGCAAUAGAAGGAAGGCACUUUAUGGUUCUGAAUUACUGGUCUUUGUCACACUUCCAUAUGCAGGCCUUGGAAUGGGUGGGGGAAAAACUGGCAGUGGGCUCCCUGUGAUUGCAGGUGUUGCAAAGUCAAUGGGUAUGUUGACAGUUUGGUAUAGUCACAACUCCUUUUCUUUCGAGGGACGAGAAGAGCAGUUCCAGGCCCAGGAAAGGGAAUCAUCUUUAAGAGAUAAAUGUUGAUACACCUGAUUGUCAUUCCAAAAUGACAAAUUAUUGACUGCCGUUUCCGAGUACCCAGUAACAGAGGCAUUUAACCUGGCUGAUGAUAUUUUACGACAGGUGUUCGUGAUUCCAGGUUUGGUAAAUGUGGAAUUUUGCUGAUGUGCGAGUAUAUGGCAAAUGCUGGAUUCUUCAUUGAUGGAAGGACUUGCAACUGGGAAAACAAGGGCCAGAGAUGCUGCAUUAAAAGCAAUUCAAUCACCUUUAUUGGAUAUUGGUAUAGAAAGGGCAACUGGAAUUGUAUGGAACAUUACCGGUGGAGUGAAUUUGACUUUAUUUGAGGGUAAGCUGCAGCAGAAGGUUAUAUACGACCUUGUAGAUCCGACUGCAAAUUUAAUUUGAGCAGUGAUAGAUCCAUCACUAAGCGGUCAAGUAAGUCAUUGCUUUACCGUAACAGGCUUUGUAGCAAAGAAGGAGAAUGAAAGCAGGCCUUCAGGUCUCUCCUCUCUCUCUCCCGAAGAUGUAACCUUUGGGAUAAAAUCGGCGACCCUCUUUACUGAAGGUAGUUGUGAGAUUCCUGAGUUCCUCAAAAAAGAAAGGUCCGCUCCUCGCUAUCCAAGAGCUUAAUUUAUAGUUCCA
This is a messenger RNA of Jatropha curcas, 1159 nucleotides long. NCBI's taxonomy places the organism in Eukaryota, Viridiplantae, Streptophyta, Magnoliopsida, Malpighiales, Euphorbiaceae. The record is from RefSeq and is a predicted model, not a curated record.